Mus pahari (shrew mouse) is the source of this 2544-nucleotide messenger RNA. RefSeq names its product Suv3 like RNA helicase (gene Supv3l1). NCBI's taxonomy places the organism in Eukaryota, Metazoa, Chordata, Mammalia, Rodentia, Muridae. The record is from RefSeq and is a predicted model, not a curated record. The transcript has 14 exons. Gene Ontology annotation, molecular function: hydrolase activity, acting on acid anhydrides; ATP binding; RNA helicase activity. Gene Ontology annotation, biological process: RNA catabolic process; mitochondrial RNA 3'-end processing. The coding region runs from base 21 to 2453 and encodes 810 amino acids. Gene Ontology annotation, cellular component: mitochondrial degradosome.
CGUUCGGAGCCGUGGCCUCGAUGUCCUUGCCUCGGUGUGCCCGUCUGUGGGCUCGGCUCCCGGCGGGGCGCGGGGCUGGGCCCCGGGCAGCCCCUUGCUCCGCCCUUCGCGCUCUCGGGGGUUCGUUCCCGGGGGCCUCAGGACGCGUUCCCUGCCUGGCCGCCUCCUCCUCUGCCUCUGGUGGCUCCAAAGCCCCGAACACGUCCUUGUUCGUGCCGCUGACAGUGAAGCCUCAGGGUCCCAGCGCCGAUGGCGACGUGGGCGCGGAGCUCACUCGGCCUCUAGACAAGAAUGAAGUAAAAAAGAUCUUAGACAAGUUUUAUAAGAGGCAAGAAAUUCAGAAGCUGAGCGCUGACUAUGGACUUGAUGCUCGUCUCUUCCACCAGGCUUUCAUAAGCUUCAGGAAUUACAUUAUGCAAUCCCAUUCUCUGGACGUAGACAUUCACAUUGUCCUGAAUGAUAUCUGCUUCAGCGCAGCUCAUGUGGACGAUUUAUUUCCAUUUUUCUUGAGACAUGCCAAACAGAUAUUUCCUGUAUUGGAAUGCAAAGAUGAUCUACGUAAAAUCAGUGACUUGAGGAUACCACCCAACUGGUACCCAGAAGCCAGAGCCAUACAGCGGAAGAUAAUAUUCCACUCAGGUCCUACCAACAGUGGGAAGACUUACCAUGCCAUCCAGCGAUACCUGUCAGCGGCCUCUGGCGUGUACUGCGGUCCUCUGAAACUGCUGGCGCACGAGAUCUUUGAGAAGAGCAAUGCUGCUGGUGUGCCGUGUGACUUGGUGACAGGUGAAGAGCGGCUGACAGUGGAUCCUGAGGGGAAACAAGCCACCCAUGUCUCUUGCACUGUGGAGAUGUGCAGUGUUGCAACUCCUUAUGAAGUGGCUGUGAUAGAUGAAAUCCAGAUGAUUCGAGACCCAGCCAGAGGAUGGGCUUGGACCAGAGCACUGCUAGGACUCUGUGCUGAGGAAGUCCAUUUGUGUGGAGAGUCUGCUGCUAUUGACCUGGUCUCUGAGCUCCUGUACACCACUGGGGAGGAGGUGGAGGUUCAGAAGUAUGAGAGGCUUACCCCCAUUUCUGUGCUGGAUCAUGCACUGGAGUCUUUGGACAACCUUCAGCCUGGGGACUGCAUUGUCUGCUUUAGCAAGAAUGACAUUUAUUCUGUGAGCCGACAGAUUGAAAUUCGGGGAUUGGAAUCCGCCGUGAUAUACGGCAGCCUGCCACCUGGGACCAAACUUGCUCAAGCAAGGAAGUUUAAUGACCCCAACGAUCCAUGCAAGAUCCUGGUAGCCACAGAUGCAAUUGGCAUGGGACUUAAUUUGAGCAUAAGGAGAAUUAUUUUUUACUCCCUUAUAAAGCCCAGCAUCAAUGAAAAGGGAGAGAAGGAACUGGAGCCCAUCACCACCUCCCAAGCCCUGCAGAUUGCAGGCAGAGCUGGCAGGUUCAGCUCACACUUUAAAGAGGGGCAGGUUACCACAAUGCACCGAGACGACUUGGCUUUAUUGAAGGACAUUUUGAGUAGACCCGUGGAUCCUAUACAGGCCGCCGGUCUCCACCCGACUGCAGAGCAGAUUGAGAUGUUUGCCUACCAUCUCCCUGAGACAACGCUGUCCAAUCUCAUUGUAAGUGGAAGCUUUUUCCAUUCCAUCUUCUUGAUAUGCCUUGUCAGUACUGGCUCCCUGUGUGGACAGGCGUCUGCCUUUAUGCAUUUGCCACUCAGGAAAUGUACAUCCACUGGUGAAAACUGCCAACAUUUGGCCGUGCUGGGGGUGUCAGUACACACCUCUUGUCUUUUGAAACAACCACAGUUUACAAGUUACACUUUCUUUUUCUUCCUAAUUAUAGACCUAAGAGAUUCUGUUUAUUUUACCAAACUUUCUUCCUCCUCUCAGUUUGCCAGGCAGUACAGCAGGAACGAGCCCCUGACCUUUGCAUGGUUACGCCGGUACAUCAGGUGGCCUCUGCUUCCGCCAAAGAAUAUUAAAGACCUCAUGGAUCUUGAAGCUGUCCAUGAUGUCUUUGAUCUUUACCUGUGGCUAAGCUACCGAUUUAUUGAUAUGUUUCCAGACUCCAGCCUUGUUCGAAGUCUCCAGAAAGAACUGGAUGUCAUUAUCCAAGAAGGCGUGCAUAACAUCACCAAGCUGAUUAAAAUCUCUGAGUCACGCAAGCUUUUGAAUCUGGAGAGCUUACCAUUAGGGGACCAGUCACGGUUGUCAGGAGCCUCCAAGAGCCCAGCAAGAAGGACACGUGGCACCAAAAGCGCAGGGAAUACGGCCACAGAGCCACUCGGCCCCAGUGACAAGGAGCUGCCCCUUGCCUCUAGGCUGGUGCAGCAAGGACUCCUCACUGCAGAUAUGCUCAGGCAGCUCCAGAGAGAGUGGCUGACACAACAGCCAGAACCCAGCAGAGAGAAAGUGGGGACACGGAGAAAGAAGAAGGACCCCGACUCCGAUUAGGUUUUUUUAAUUUUGCAAAUAAAAAUCAAUUUUAAAUCCUUAUGCACACGGCAUUCGCUGCCUGAGGCAGGAUUGUGGCCAACUUGCACUA